GCUAUCGAAAUAGUUCUCCAUGGCACCGACAAAGGCAAAGCCGUGUUUUUACUUUGCACAUGGAGGAUGUAGAAACGGGGACCAUUGCAGAUUCUCCCACGAGCGGGCCGCAAACAGCGAGAAAGACGUCAACUUGAUUGCAUCAACAUCUGCCGACAUCGAACGGCUCGAUAUAAAUACCGGAGAUGCGACUCGUGCCAGCUCUACUGCUCAAGUACAAUCAGACUCCCGUGCCACAAUCCCUUGCAAAUUCUUCGGGAGCGCAGGAGGCUGUCGAAAUGAUCCAUGUCCAUAUUCUCACACUUCAGGUGGCCAUCAGGCUGAGAAGACAGGCAACCAUGAUCUCGCGAUGAUCGAGGACGAGGACCAAGAAGGCCAAGACGACUUUACUCGAGAUCUUUCAGGCGCCCUGGUCUCCUUCAGCGAAACCGGCCAUGUCCUCAAAGUUUCUCUCCCAACAGACUACUCUUGUGCUUGCAUAACUGGUCUCAAACCAGGGAUCCAGCCUGAAACAAUAGUCGAGAUUCUUGGUGGCUUCGGCUUCAAUGUCAGCAUAGAUUGUGUUCGAAUUCCAAAAGGUACACUGCCGUCAGAGACGAAAGCUCUAGUCAAAGUGGAAGACCCGUCGUUUGCGAAAGAGCUCGGCGACAGGCUCAAGCAGCAGCAGUCCGACCUCAGCGCAACGCCACACCCAAUCCAUAGCAAGCGGUCGAAUUGCAGAAAGGUCUCCGUCUCCUGGCACAAAGCUACGCGAAGUGUUUGGGUAAACUAUGGAAAUGGCGGUAUCGCGGACCGAGUUGCCCAGAAAUUCGCCGACGGUCGUUACAAGGUUCUAGGUCAAUCUGUCAAAUGUUCUAAAGCCAAGGAAGCUGACACUGGAUGGAGGCGAGGCGGAUUUUCGCACAACCCUGUUGCGUGGACUAUUACCUUAAGCGACGUGCCUGGCCCUGCGACACGUACUGAUGUUGAAGAAAGCAUCCGAGCGUCGUAUGACAAACCACGACAUAUUGAACCCUCACGCCCGAGCUACCGAGCUUCCGAUGCAGAAGUCAGUGUCGAAGUUCGGUGCCUUCUGGAAAAACACGGCCGGCUGGAGAACUUUUAUCUUGAGCCCAUAUCCAUGGGUAAACGGGUAAAGGCUGUAGCUUUGUUUCAGGAUGAGGCAGAUGCUAUGUCGGCAUGCUCACUCAACAACGAGCAGCUUUCUAUCCUUGAGAAGGGAAAGUUGACUGUAACACUGAAGCAGUCAACCAAGAUUAAGAUUCAAACGCCAUUCUACUUAGCCAUGGAGACCAGAUUUGAUGAGGAAAGAAAGAUCUGGAGAGAACGACAUCUGGCAUGUCAUGUGUACGUGGAUAGCCCGCCAGGGUUUACAGUGCUAAAGGUUGAGGGCGACAACCCCAACGAAGUGGCCAAUGCCCGCAAAACGCUUGAUCAAAUUUCGCAGGGAGUUGUCCUAAAGAAUGGCGAAGAUCCAAUCUGGACAUCAGCACUUAGGACUAAUGGAAGCGCACACAAGAGAGUCAAGGCGAUUGAGAAAGAACUUGGAAUACUUGUCCGCAGAGACAAAGCGAAAUGCCAGCUUUGCUUCUACGGACCUCUCGAGAAAUACCAGCAGGCUGUUACUCAGAUCAGCGAAGCGCUCAAAGAAGAAUCGUCUCCAAGCUACAAGAUCGACCUCAAACCCGAUCAGUUUUCGCGCAUGGUCCAAGGGGGCUUCAAGUACGUUGAACAAGCUCUGGGCAAGAAUGUGGCCGUCCUUGACGUGGUAUCGAAGAGGCUUACAGUUGGUGGUACAAAGAAACAAUAUGAAAUGGCUUUGGCGAUCUUGAAUGGCGCAGAUGGUAUAGAAAUCCGUGCCAGCGCCGCAAACCCAUCUUCGCCGGAAGGGGACUGCCCGAUCUGCUUCUGUGAGGCAGAAACCCCUGUUCAAACCUCAUGCAUGCACACUUACUGCCUCGAGUGUUUUGAAGACAGCUGCAAAUCUGCGGCAUCAACCAGCAAAGCCGAUUUUCAAGUCAAGUGCCAAGGUGAUGGAUGUACUUGCCCGACCAUAUUCACACUACAAGAGCUGAAGGAACGACUCUCGUCCUCUGUCUUCGAAAGUGUGCUCAAGUCGUCCUUCGAAGAGUACGUCCAACGUCGCCCCGACGCCUUCCACUACUGCCCCGAGCCAGACUGCGGAUAUAUCUAUCGCUGCACUCCCGCCUCAAACUCGAAGCCUCCGGCUUACAUGUGUCCCAAUUGUCUGGUGCCCGUAUGCACAUCCUGCCAUACACGGCAUGACGGCCAAACAUGUGCCGAGUACAAAGACAUUGCAUCGGGAGGCUACAAAGCUCUCGAGGAACUGAAGAGAAAAUUGAACAUCAAAGACUGCCCCAAAUGUACGACGCGGAUCGAGAAGACGGACGGAUGCAAUCAUAUGACAUGCGGAGGGUGUAAGUCGCACCUCUGCUGGGUGUGUAUGGCAGUCUUCGGGACCAGCACGGAAUGCUACGCACAUCUGAAUCAAGCUCAUGGUGGUCAUGGAGGGGUGCCUCAGCAUCUGAUGCUUUGGUGAUUGAGACAUAGACGAAGUAUUCGGUGGAUGGAUUCAGUCCGGUUACGGAACAUAACGAUCAUAAUGUAUUGCUACUACAAUUC
Cladophialophora immunda is the source of this 2643-nucleotide messenger RNA. RefSeq lists its product as uncharacterized. The record is from RefSeq and is a predicted model, not a curated record. Gene Ontology annotation, cellular component: ubiquitin ligase complex. The transcript is spliced from 2 exons. NCBI's taxonomy places the organism in Eukaryota, Fungi, Ascomycota, Eurotiomycetes, Chaetothyriales, Herpotrichiellaceae. Gene Ontology annotation, molecular function: ubiquitin-protein transferase activity; ubiquitin binding; zinc ion binding. Gene Ontology annotation, biological process: proteasome-mediated ubiquitin-dependent protein catabolic process; protein linear polyubiquitination. The coding region runs from base 20 to 2560 and encodes 846 amino acids.